GCGGCAUUGGCGGCGGCGGCGGCGGCGGCAGCGGCAGUGGCAGUGGCAGUAGUAGUCCUGAGGCCGGUCUCGCGGCCUUUCUCGAGGCCGCUUUCCGGAUAUGGAUCAAAAGCUUUCUCAGUUAGUGGAGGACCUCACCACUUCAGGAGAACCACAGCUGGAUCCUGAAAAAAUGAAGGAAGUGAAGAAAAUCUGCAAAUCUUCAGAGGAGCACGUCAGUCAUGCUUACCAUUUACUCAUGACUCAAUUGAAUCAAGAACAUGCUGAGAUACGUUUCUCAGCUUUUCAGAUUGUGGAUGAGCUCUUUACCAGGUCACAUCAGUUUCGGACAUUAAUUAUUUCCAACUUCCAAGAAUUCCUGGAACUCACAAUGGAAACAGACUAUGAGCAGCCUCUCCCACCCCCAAAAGAAGUAGCCCAGAAAUUGAAGAAAGCUGCCCUCAAAUCUGUUACAGAAUGGAAUGAGAAAUAUGGAGAUGCCUACAAGAAGCUUUCUCUUGGAUAUCAUUUCUUAAAACAUAACAAAAAGGUGGAUUUUCAAGAUGUUAGCGCCAGGACUUUGGCUGAAAGAAAAAGAGAUGAAGAGAAACAAAAACGAUUAGACAGCAUCUAUAAGGAAAGGGCCAAAAGAAUGGAAAAAGAAAUGGAAGAAAUGUCUGAAGAAAUUGAAAUGUGCCUAACAGAGGUGGAGAAUUGCUUCAGACUCUUAAUGCCCUUUGAUUUUACCAUGAGAGAUAUGGAGGUAGAAGCAGUGGCAGCUGGGGUUUCUAUAGCAGAGAGAGAAGCCUUGGCGGGGGCCUUGAAUGGUGCAAUCGCAAGCCCAGCAUCUGGCUUGAGGCCUGAUGACCAGGAGCAGCCUUGUUGCAGCAAAGACUUACUUCCUCCAGCUCUCUGCCUGAAAGAGGUUGGAAACAGAGAUUGGCCAGUGCGGUCGAGACCUCCAGAGCCAAAGGAGGUGAAUCACAGGGAACAUGAAGAUGAAGAUGAUUCUGAUGAUGAGGAGGAGGAGGAGGAGGAGGACGACUACAAUAAUGACGAUGAUGAUGAUGACGAUGAUGAUGAUGAUGAUGAUGAUGAUGAUGAUGAUGGUGAUGGGGAGGACUUUAUAAGAAGCCAUGGUCUUGGCUCACAUAAAUACUCUCUGAACUUAGAAAUCCCCACAGAUUUGCAAGUACAUGAGAAUGAAGAUAACAGAGCUGUGGUCAACAGUGCCAUGGAUGGACUUAAGCUCAUUAAAAAUAAGUUCCUGCCCUCUGUUCAUUCAUGGAUUCAGCUGUUUACUCGAGCAGGGAUUCAUGAUGAACGUUUGAAACGUGCCAUUGAUCUUAAGAAGAAAUUAGAAAUUGCUAUUGGAAAAUAUAAGGAAAUGAACAUUGAACCUGAAGGACGAAAAAGGAAAAUGAUGGGGAAAAUGCACCCAGGGAGAGCAAGUCCUUUUGAGAGUAUGCAGAGGCGAGCCUUAGAUGCCGACUCCGACUCCGAUGAAGAUGAAGUGGAUUUUGUGGAGGUGCCCGAGAAGGAAGGUUAUGAGCCCCACAUUCCAGACCACCUGCGGAAGGAGUAUGGGCUAGAGCCCCUGUUACAUCUGUCAGCCCCAAGGAAAGGAGGAGGAAUGAAGUCAGUAGGUCUCAGCUCAUCUGCUAAGCCAAGACCCAGUGAAGAAGAAUUGGACCCAACCUGUGCUGCAGCUACCCUGAGGGUGCUCCGAGAUAGGCUCCCCACGUUCUCUCCUCUGUCCAGCAGUGUAUCUGGAAGUGCCCCAGCAGCUUCUCUGGGAGAGGCUGACGACAGCAAGGAAAGGAAGCUUGCAGAAGAGCGAGCAAGAGCACCUGUGAUGCCAUUUGGGAUGGACCUUUACUACUGGGGAAAGGAGCAGCCGACUGCCGGGAAGAUCCUUAAAUUUGGUUCCGAGCAUCGGUUCUGGAAACCAAAUGAGACAGAAGAGGAAGUGGAAAGUACAGAAAUUGCUGAGAUGUUGAAGAGCCGCUACAUCACCUUUGCUGGCAAGUUUGAGCCUGUGAAGCACAAGUGUGGGGCCCUGAUGCCCAACGGGAGCCUUUGUGAGAGGCAGGAUCGGCUGAAGUGCCCAUUCCAUGGGAAAAUCAUUCCCCGGGAUGAGUGUGGAAAUCCUAUCAACCCAGAAGACAAAGCCAGAGAGGAAAAGAAGAAAUUUGAGAAGCAAGCACAGCACCCAGAGUGGCAAGAUGUGGAGUUUAUGAAGGAAGUUGAAGCGGCUACUGGAGUGGACCUUGGCUCUGCCAGGUACAGUAAAAAAGCAACAGAGGGGAAAAGCAAAGGAAAGAAAAGGAAGUACCCAAACUUGACCGACCUGAGGCAGCAAGUCAAUACGUCCCGAGCAAGGAUUGGGAAAAAGGUGUUUGACAAAGGGGCGAUGAAACGGGUGAUAAAGGCUAUGAAUCGUAUGGACCAGAAGAAGCACGAGAAGUUUGCCAACCAGUUUAACUACGCAUUAAAUUAAGUUGUUUCCAAACCGAUCCCUGGGGAGAGGCCACAACAUUCAUGGGACUGGAACUAAGUGUUGGUGGAACCUACCAAGAUCUCGUGGUGUCUCACACCACGUGGGUUCUGGCCUGCCUCCCCAGCCAUCUGUUAACUCUUUGAGAUUUGAUAAUGAACAUGGUUUUUAGCAAUAACACCAGGGCCAGACACGACUGUGUGUAUUGAACAUCAGCUGGUGACUACUUGGAUAUGACAGUAAACAUAAUGAGCUCUGUGGAAUGUCCUGUACGUGUUCUGAUUUAAAUUCUGGGGGCUUUUGCUUGCUCAUGGGGUGAUGCAGUCGACUCCCCCAGUCUCUGGGGCCUGGGCUGGUCUGUUAAGCUCCAUGAGUGUGCGGAUGCCCUUUGAUGUCAGCACCCAGCUGAAGCUCUUUAAAUCCUGCCCCCCGCAUUGGGUACAGUCCCUGGUGCUACCCCAUGCUUGCGCUAUGCCAGGCAUGGCAUGGAGAGGGACUGCCUGCUUUUAAAGGAAGGGGUACACUGGAAGGGAAUUAGACUAUGGCUGGGGAGAAAUGAAUUUGUAUUAUAUUACAUAGGACCACAUUUGUCACUGUGAUGUUCUUUGUAACUUUCCUGAGCCUUACAUGAGUUUUAAAUUAUUGUUUGUAAUAAUAAUUAUUAGUAUUAACUAUUAUAAUUAAAACUAUUGUUAACAUGA
This is a messenger RNA of Phascolarctos cinereus (koala), 3177 nucleotides long. The record is from RefSeq and is a predicted model, not a curated record. Lineage: Eukaryota; Metazoa; Chordata; Mammalia; Diprotodontia; Phascolarctidae.